Molecule: messenger RNA, 1803 nt
Organism: Lolium perenne
Lineage: Eukaryota; Viridiplantae; Streptophyta; Magnoliopsida; Poales; Poaceae
Product: BTB/POZ and MATH domain-containing protein 2
Biological process (GO): protein ubiquitination
Molecular function (GO): protein binding
Source: RefSeq, a predicted model, not a curated record
GAAGCCCGCAAACAACAGCUUUGUGCUCAAGGGUUUCGGUGCGAGCGGCGGCGCCCCUAGUGCGAACGACGAACAGCGCCAAGGCAGAGGAGGCGGACAUCCGGUGUACGGCGGAGGUUCCUGGACGCGUGGGGGAGGUCGGUGGAGCGGCCGCAAGCGCCUCAGCACCAAUCGCCAUCACCAGCCGGCCAACCGCCGCCACGGACGGCAGCUGUCGAGCAAUGAGCAAGCGAGCCAAGAUGUCAGAGCCGGAGGCGCGGACCACUGUUGUAGGCUCUUCCGUGCAGUUCAGAGUUUACUACGAGCAAUUCAAGCAGCUUCCCAUUGGCAACCCCAUCCUCUCCGACGUUGUCUCUGCCGGGGGACACCUCUGGAGGAUUGAGUUUUUCUCUGACGACGACGAUGUGGGCAUUUCUAUCUUCCUCAGGCACAUGAGCAAAUCCAGAAGUGCCAGGGCCAUCUUCGAGGCCUUCGUGAUGGGUAGGGAUGGCACACCAUCUAAGCCGGCUAUGCAAUGGUUAUGUCAAACCUUUGAAGCCAGUGGAGAUACAAAGGGCAGCGACAACUGGGGAUUGUUGAUGGUGGUUCCUGAUCUGGAGAAAAGAUUCUUAAUAGAGAGACACGUCACAUUUGUAUGCACCAUCAUGGUCACCGACCACAGUCCUAUUCUGGUGCCGCCUUCAGACAUUGGAACCCAUCUUGGCCGCCUGCUAGAUCAAACUGAUGGGGCAGACGUGUCAUUCAUCAUUGACGAUGAGACAUUCCCUGCUCACCGAGCAGUGCUUGCUGCCCGCUCACCAGUCUUCAAAGCAGAGCUAUUCGGUUCCAUGGCCGAGUCUACAAUGUCCUCCAUCACGCUGCACGACAUCACACCUGCAACAUUUAAAACUUUGAUAUGGUUCAUAUACACAGAUGAAUUGCCUGCAGAAGACGAGCAUCAGGGCUCUUCCACUGAGAUGAUUCAGAAUCUACUCGUUGCAGCCGAUCGGUAUGCGCUUGACAGGCUGAAGAUCAUCUGUGCCCAGAAGCUAUGGGAUAAAGUGUCGGUAGAUACAGUUGCAGCUAUCUUAGGUUUCGCCGAAACAUACAAUUGUCAGGAGUUGAAAAACAAGUGCAUCGACUUCUUUGCAGUGGAGAAUAAUUUCAAACAGGUCAUGUUCACCGAUGGUUACGCAAUGUUGCUUCUGAAGUUCCCAUCGAUCAUUGCUGAGCUGAAGAAGAGGGUUGGGGCAUAACAUGCGUUCUGAGGUUCAAGCUUAGCUCUAGGAUGGUGUUUUGGUAUAUAUUGAGUAGUUUUCUGACGUUAAGCCAAGCAUACAGUUUCUGUUUACUGAGUGGCUAGGAGCUUGAUAUUGCAGAACCUUGUUAUAUGUUGGGCUUUGUUGAUGCUGAUAAGUGAGGGGAGCUGCAGUUGGCUGUCAGAUAAUUCAGAUGCAAAGUCAAGGAUGUUGUGUUAAAUCAGCUGCCCAUUUGUGUUUUUGUUUCUCUGUUGGCUUGGACAUGUCGUGUGAAGUCAGGUGCCCUGAAGCUUUUUAAGAUGUUUAAUUGAGCAAUGCUUGUGCAACUAUCUAGAUAUAUGUAGUCUUAACUCGAUGCUACGAUAUGAUCAUUGCAAAGCAUAUCAGAGCUCAGGAAAUCUGAAUGCUUACUGUGUAUGUUGUCAAAAUUCUGGACUAUACCUUAUUACCUUUUGCAUACUUCAGUGUUUACUCGAAUUCUUCAAUGUAUCUGAUAACUGAAAUGGGUGAUAUCAUCAGGAUGGUGCCUUCUGGUAACAAAAAGCACAACCUUGAUUUUGGUUUA